UCAGGCUUUCCCAGGAUGCUACGCGAAGAAGCCAAAGAUGGCGGCAGCAGCGACCAGUCGCUGGCUGGGGUUCCGCUGCAGGCUUUGCCUGAAGCUGAGGGGUCAGCGGGCAAGUCCGUGUGGACAGAUUCCCUGCUGCAGGUACGAGAUGCUUGGAGAAUCCCUGAGAAAGAGGCCCCUGGCCGACUUCCUCCAAUGUGUCCGCUUUUCUCUGGGAGCUGGGGAACUAGAUUUUAUUCUGGAAGUGCAACCCUCCCAAAGGUUGAAGGAACUAAUAUAACAGGGAUUGAAGAAGUGGUCAUUCCAAGAAAGAAAACUUGGGAUAAAGUGGCUGUUCUUCAAGCACUUGCAUCCACAGUGAGUAGGGACCCCACAGCUGCCCCUUACGCAUUUCAGGAUGAUCCUUACCUCAUACCAGCAUCCUCUAUGGAAUCUCGUUUGUUUUUACUGGCAAAGAAGUCUGGAGAGAACGCAGCAAAGUUUAUUAUUAAUUUACAUCCCAAAUAUUUUCAGAAGGACAUAGCUGAACCUCAUAUACCGUGUUUAAUGCCCGAGUACUUUGAACCUCAGAUUGAAGAUAUAAGCGAAGCAGCCUUGAAGGAAAGAAUCAAGCUCAAAAAAGUCAAAGCCUCUGUGGACAUGUUUGAUCAACUCUUGCAAGCAGGAACCACUGUAUCUUUGGAAACAAGUAACAGUCUCUUGGACUUACUGUGUUAUUAUGGUGACCGGGAGCCCUCAACUGAUAAUCAUUUUCAGCAAAGUGGAAAAUCAGAGGAGCUGGAAGAGGACACAGGAGAAAAUGAUAAGAAAUCUAAGAAGGCUGAUGAUCAGUUUGGAGUCACAUGGAGGGCAAAAAACAAUGCUGAGAGAAUCUUUGCUCUAAUCCCAGAAAAAAACUCCUAUUCCUACUGCACAAUGAUCCGAGGAAUGGUGAAGCACCGAGCUCUUGUGCAGGCAUUAAACUUGUAUGCUGAAUUAUUAAACAACAGACUCAAGGCUGAUGUGUACACCUUCAAUGCACUGAUUGAAGCAACAGCAUUGAAUAUGAAUGAGAAAUCAGAGGACAAAUGGAAUAAUAUACUGGAGCUCCUAAAACAAAUGGCUGCACAGAAGGUGAAACCAAAUCUGCAAACAUUUAAUACUAUUCUGAAAUGCCUCCGAAGAUUUCAGGCAUUUGGAAGAUUGCCAGCCUUACAGACCUUUCGUGAAAUGAAAGCCAUCGGAAUAGAACCCUCGCUGGCAACAUACCACCAUGUUAUCCAGUUGUUUUAUCACCAUGAAAACCCUUCAAAAGGAUCAUCCCGCAUCAUCUAUGAUAUUAUGAAUGAAAUAACAGGACAGAAAUUUACCCCAAAGGACCCAGAUGACGAUAUGUUUUUUCAGUCGGCCAUGAGAGUUUGCUCAUUUCUCAGAGAUCUAGAACUUGCUUAUCAAGUACAUGGCCUUUUAAACACUGGAGACAACUGGAAAUUCAUUGGACCAGAUCAUCGGCGUAAUUUCUAUUAUUCUAAGUUUUUCAGUUUGCUUUGUCUCAUGGAACAAAUUGAUGUCACUUUGAAGUGGUAUAAGGACCUGGUACCUUCCGUAUUCUUUCCCCGUUCCCAAACUUUGAUAGAUCUUCUCCAAGCAUUGGAUGUGGCCAACCGACUAGAAGUGAUUCCUCAAAUUUGGAAAGAUAGUAAAGAAUAUGGUCACACUUUUCGCAGUGACCUCAAAGAAGAGAUUCUGAUGCUCAUGGCGAGGGAUCAGCACCCACCAGAGCUUCAGGUGGCGUUUGCAGACUGUGCCGCAGAUAUCAAAUCCACUUACGAGAGCCAGGAUGCCAGACAGACUGCUCCUGAUUGGCCAGCCAACUCUCUGAACUGUAUAGCUGUCCUCUUUUUAAGGGCUGGGAGAACCCAGGAAGCCUGGAAAAUGUUGGGGCUUUUCAGGAAGCACAAUAAGAUCCCUGGAAAUAAGUUGCUGAAUGAGUUUAUGGAUUCUGCAAAAGCAUCCAACAGUCCUGCCCAGGCCAUUGAGGUAGUGAAGCUGGCAGGUGCCUUCAGCUUGCCUAUUUGUGAAGGCCUCACCCAGAGAGUGAUGGCUGACUUUGCAAUCAGCCAGGAACAAAAGGAAGCCCUGGGAAACCUAACGUCACUGACCAGUGACAGCGACAGCGACAGUGACAGUGACAUCAGUGAAGGCAUAUAAAAGUGGGUGAAUCAGGAGCAGCUAUGGCCUAGCAUAGCUAUUGUAAUUACACUUGAGAAUUGACAUCUCUGUUCAACCAUAUUGUGAAGAGAACAAGAGAAUUCAGACUUCAACUUUUAAGAACAAUAGAUACCAGAGGGACUACUUAAAUUCCGAAUUUGAUACUUACUAAGCCACCCAUUUAAACAGAAGCCGACCUACCAUUUUCAUUUCUUUGGACACAGCUCCUGGUUUCAGCAUAAGCUUUGUACCUACAGUGUUUGUUGGCCAACUUCACUGUUGCCCUUUGUGGUUUGCCCUCCCAUCAUGGACUUGGCCUUCAUUGGCUGAUUUGCAACCUUAGAAAAGGACGUGUCUAAAGGAGGUUUGCACAUGUAUCUCCAUUGAUACUAGAUCAGUAUACCAAUUUUAGGGAUAUUUAGAGGUGAGAAAUUUGCCAUUGUUUAAUCAUUUCUAGGAUGCGGAGUUUUAAGCUACAUGUAUGGGAAAAUGAGGGCUGUAAAUAAACACUAGGUAAUGUGCA
Messenger RNA from Canis lupus familiaris (dog), 2713 nucleotides. It is a transcript of the gene PTCD3, whose product is annotated as pentatricopeptide repeat domain 3. Gene Ontology annotation, molecular function: protein binding; rRNA binding; ribosomal small subunit binding. Gene Ontology annotation, biological process: mitochondrial translation. Bases 16 to 2190 code for a protein of 724 amino acids. Gene Ontology annotation, cellular component: mitochondrion. Lineage: Eukaryota; Metazoa; Chordata; Mammalia; Carnivora; Canidae. The record is from RefSeq and is a predicted model, not a curated record. The transcript is spliced from 24 exons.